AAGAACCGAGUAGCUAGCAGGCGUUCAUUCCUAAUCAAAGCUCAGAAUGCAUUGGACGACAAAAGUUUCAGUUUUCUUAGUGCUCGCUACGGUAUUUUGUCAUCGGAGUGAAGCCGCCAGCAAUGCCUGUACAAUUGCCUGUCCGGCAACGGAGAAUCCAGUAUGUGGCACACAUCGGGGAAAUCGCGGUGGUUUAAUGACCUGCACAUUCAAAAACAGUUGUACAGUAAAAGCUCGCGAGUGUGUGAAUAAUGAGAAAUGGCUCUUCAGACAAGGCCGCUGUGAAAUGGAAAAUCCCGAUUGUGCAAAACUGAAGACACUAAGUCCUGUGACAACCACUGCAAAGCCUAAGGGACAAGGAGCCUUGGAUAAAACAAAAACAUUCUUUAAAGAUUUGUUUGGUAAAAAGAACUAAUUUUGAAAAAAAAAAUUACAUAAUAAAUUAUUGGAAAAGUC
Molecule: messenger RNA, 456 nt
Organism: Stomoxys calcitrans (stable fly)
Lineage: Eukaryota; Metazoa; Arthropoda; Insecta; Diptera; Muscidae
Exons: 2
Coding region: 47-415 (122 amino acids)
Molecular function (GO): protein binding
Source: RefSeq, a predicted model, not a curated record